AUGAUCACUCUGAAGUUUGCGAGAACACUGUUCGCUUUCACGUUCUUCGGGGCGUUCACCGACCUGCAGAUGAUGCUCUUCUCAGCACUUCCUGGACCACUGUCGAACCUCUACAAUCAGACGUUCAUUCGACACUACGGCAUACAACUUGAUUCUACUGUGUGCAUUCUGGGUCUGUCGUCAUGCGCCUUUCAAGGCUUUGGUGGGUGGUUUGGCAGUGCCGAACUUUUCAUUGUGGGACAACUACUCCUUGGCUUGUCGAUCCCGAUCAAGCUAGUUGUGGUUUCUCUCUUUGUGACAGAGUGCGCUCCGGACAAGCACAGAGGUAUGUUCUGGUCACUUAUGCUGAGCUGGUUGAGUACCUUACUUGUCACUCCGCUGACCUUCCUCAGUACCUUCGCCAUCGACAAGUUUGGACGUAGACCGGUCGUAUUUAUUGCGGCCACUAUCAUCUUCCUCAAAAUUCUCAUUAUGUUUGCCGCUCAGAUGUUGGUUUUCGUUAUAUCCCCGUCAUGGAUCACGAUGACUAUGGCGACAGCCAACGAAUUCGCCUCAGACUUGAUCAGCUGUACAGGAGCAGGAGCCGUGGCUUCGUUAUUGAUAGCUGAACUUGUUCCACCGGCUGCUCGUGUUGCAGUGCUGCUCUUUGUACCAUUGGCGUCCACCGUACCAACAAUGACGUCAUUCCCGGUGCUGAAUGCGAUCUUUGCACCAGCUGUCUACGUUCCCAUGCUCAUAUGUCAACCCUUUCUGAUCGGUUAUCUUAUCAGGCAAACACGCGUCUCUCGAUCUCGGAAAACACACCGCUCCUGA
Messenger RNA from Ostertagia ostertagi, 813 nucleotides. Lineage: Eukaryota; Metazoa; Nematoda; Chromadorea; Rhabditida; Trichostrongylidae. The record is from the annotation of a GenBank genome assembly.